Messenger RNA from Elephantulus edwardii (Cape elephant shrew), 1107 nucleotides. RefSeq names its product cathepsin K (gene CTSK). The record is from RefSeq and is a predicted model, not a curated record. Gene Ontology annotation, cellular component: lysosome. Lineage: Eukaryota; Metazoa; Chordata; Mammalia; Macroscelidea; Macroscelididae. Gene Ontology annotation, biological process: immune response. The transcript has 8 exons. Bases 118 to 1107 code for a protein of 329 amino acids. Gene Ontology annotation, molecular function: cysteine-type endopeptidase activity.
CUGGAGCUGACUUCCGCAAUCCUGAUUGAAUAAAUCUAGCACCCCUAGUCCUACGCCCACAUUAGAACCACACUUCCCUGCCGAAACCAGCCCAGAGAACAGAUCCCCAUUACCAGGAUGUGGGGGCUCAAAGUUCUCCUGCUGCCCAUGGUAAGCUUUGCUCUGUACCCUGAGGAGAUACUGGACACCCAGUGGGAGCUAUGGAAGAAGACCUACGGGAAGCAGUAUAAUAGCCAGGUGGAUGAAGUAUCUCGGCGUUUAAUUUGGGAAAAAAACUUGAAGUAUAUUUCCAUCCACAACCAGGAGGCCUCUCUUGGUGUCCAUACAUAUGAGUUAGCCAUGAACCACUUGGGGGACAUGACCAGUGAAGAAGUGGUUCAGAAGAUGACAGGAUUGAAAGUACCCCCCUCUAAUUCCCGCAAUAAUGAUACCCUCUAUAUCCCAGACUGGGAGGGCAAAGCCCCAGCCUCCAUCGACUAUAGGAAGAAGGGCUAUGUGACUCCUGUCAAGAACCAGGGACAGUGUGGUUCCUGUUGGGCUUUCAGUUCUGUGGGUGCCCUGGAGGGCCAACUCAAGAAGAAAACUGGAAAACUCUUAAAUCUGAGUCCCCAGAAUCUGGUAGAUUGUGUGUCUGAAAACGAUGGUUGUGGAGGAGGCUAUAUGACCAAUGCCUUUCAGUAUGUGCAGAGGAACCGGGGCAUUGACUCUGAAGAUGCCUACCCAUAUGUGGGGCAGGAUGAAAGUUGCAUGUACAACCCAACAGGCAAGGCAGCUAAAUGCAGAGGCUACAGAGAAAUCCCGGAAGGGAACGAGAAAGCCCUGAAGAGGGCCCUGGCCCGAGUGGGACCCAUCUCUGUGGGUAUUGAUGCAAGCCUAUCCUCUUUCCAGUUUUACAGCAAAGGUGUGUAUUAUGAUGAAAACUGCAAUGGUGAUAAUGUGAACCAUGCUGUUUUGGCAGUGGGAUAUGGAAUGCAGAAAGGAAAGAAACACUGGAUAAUUAAAAACAGCUGGGGAGAAGAAUGGGGAAACAAAGGCUAUAUUCUCAUGGCCCGGAAUAAGAACAACGCCUGUGGCAUUGCCAACCUGGCCAGCUUCCCCAAGAUGUGA